This is a messenger RNA of Monosiga brevicollis MX1, 1692 nucleotides long. RefSeq lists its product as uncharacterized. The coding region runs from base 1 to 1692 and encodes 563 amino acids. Gene Ontology annotation, biological process: protein dephosphorylation. Gene Ontology annotation, molecular function: protein phosphatase regulator activity; calcium ion binding. NCBI's taxonomy places the organism in Eukaryota, Choanoflagellata, Craspedida, Salpingoecidae. The record is from RefSeq and is a predicted model, not a curated record. Gene Ontology annotation, cellular component: protein phosphatase type 2A complex. The transcript is spliced from 6 exons.
AUGGUGGUCCCCGAGCGGAAGCUGGAACAGUUUAUCUUCGAGUUUCUGUCUGAUCCUGAGGUCUUUGAUCGUUGGUCCAGCCGGCUCACACGCAUCGAGGCCGGCGAUUGGUCCAACACCGACUCGGAGGUUGCCGCGGAAGCCACAGCUGCGGCACGGCCAAAGACACCAUCCCAGCUGAGCUCGCCCCCCGUAGCCCGUGCCAGCCCGAGCAGCGGCAACAACGGCAGUGCUGCUGGUGCCUCCCCCAACAGCCCCGUGGCUGGCCAACCCCUAUCUCGUCGCAUCAUGACCGGACCCGCCAAUGGUGGCGGCGGCGCUGGCGGCCCUCGCGCGCCACGCCGCUCCACCGACCUCGUCUCGCCUCGCGCUCACAAGCGCUUCUCCAUUCCGGGUGACGCUCACAGCUUCGUGCCCCCAUUCUAUCACAAACCCCACCGUGGUUCGCUCUCUGAAGCCGACGCGCAUCUCCUGGACGAGCUGCGCGAUGUGUUUGACGGGCCUCACACGGAGCUUGUCCUCGAUGACCUUGAAGCCAUCUGCCGCGUCCUGGGCGUUUGCAUCUAUUUUGCCGCCGACCUGGCUGCAGCUUGUCGACGCUUCAGCGGCGCCCAGUCCAUCACACCCCACAUCCUGGACGGGUUUUGGCGCAGUCUGGCCAGCCAACACCACUCUGAAAGCGAGAAAAUGGUGGCCCUACUUGUGUACGCCAAUGACGAUGACUGUCCACACGUGGAUACCACAACCCGCGCCAUAACCGGGUUCAUCAAGGCCGUCGAGCCCAAACACUGGCGUCGCUUUAUGCAGAACGUGAUCGAUCGCCACCCUGGCCUCGAGUUUCUCAUUGAUUCCCCCGAUUACCAUGAGCGCUACAUCGACACCGCCAUUGCCCGUAUCUACUACCUGGCCGAUCGUAACUGGUCUCGGAUCUUAACCGCCCGCCAAAUCGAACGCUCCCCGCUAUGUGCCAUCCUCGAAUCCUUGGAGGAGGAGUUCAACAUCAACAAGGAACAACGCGUCUUCUCCUACGAACACUUUUAUGUCAUUUAUACCAGUUUCUGGAAGCUGGACAAGGACCACGAUCUCAGCAUCUCCCAGCGCGAGUUGGCUCUCUACGGUGAUGGCGGCCUCUCCUCUUUGGUUCUGGAUCGGAUAUUCAGUGGAACAGUGUUUUCAGCGGACAGCACCGACGAGGAUAUGGCGUAUUGGGACUUUGUCUACUUUGUGCUCAGCGAAGAGGACAAAACUUCAGCCCAAGCGGCAGAAUACUGGUUUCGAAUCAUGGAUUUGGACGGCGAUGGCUGCCUUUCCAUGUUUGAACUCGAGAUGUUCUACGACGAGCAGCUCAAUCGUCUCGAUGAACUUGGAACUGAAGCCAUGAACUUUAAUGAUAUGCUCUGUCAAAUUCUCGACAUGAUCAACCCUCGCAGCCCCACCAUCAUUCGGCUAAUGGACAUUAAGCGCAGUGGCAAAGCCAAGACUUUCUUCAACACCUUUAUCAAUGUCAACAAGUACCUGUAUAUGGAGGAGAAUGAAGCCAGUGAUGACGAGGAAAAGAUCACCGACUGGGUGCGCUUUGCACAACGGGAAUACAUCUUCCUCUCCUCUGAGGAUCCCGAUGACGAUGACGAUUUAGACAUGGACGCUACACUGGAUCGCUUGUCAACCCGCAGUCCGCUCCUGCUAUACUAG